This is a messenger RNA of Myotis daubentonii (Daubenton's bat), 3169 nucleotides long. It is a transcript of the gene PARVB, whose product is annotated as parvin beta. The record is from RefSeq and is a predicted model, not a curated record. Gene Ontology annotation, molecular function: actin binding. Gene Ontology annotation, biological process: actin cytoskeleton organization; establishment or maintenance of cell polarity regulating cell shape; lamellipodium assembly. Gene Ontology annotation, cellular component: focal adhesion; lamellipodium; cytoplasm. Lineage: Eukaryota; Metazoa; Chordata; Mammalia; Chiroptera; Vespertilionidae.
GGCGGGCAGCGACCAGGCGGCUCCAAAGCGCUGCGCCCGCGGCCCAUGUCCUCCGUGUCCUUGCGCUCCUCCCCCCUGCGGACCCCCAAAAUGAAGAAGGAGGAGACUUUCCUGGGCAAGCUGGGCGGCACGCUGGCGAGGAAGAAGAAGGCCAGGGAGGUGACCGACCUGCAGGAGGAGGGCAAGAACGCCAUCAACUCGCCGAUGUCGCCGUCCUUGGCGGACCUGCACCCUGAGGACACCCUGCUAGAGGAGAAUGAGGAGCGCACCAUGAUCGACCCCACCUCCAAGGAGGACCCCAAGUUCAAGGAGCUGGUCAAGGUUCUCAUCGACUGGAUCAACGACGUGCUGGUGGAGGACAGGAUCAUCGUGAAGCAGCUGGAGGAGGACCUGUUCGACGGGCAGGUGCUGCAGAAGCUCUUGGAAACGCUGGCGGGCUGCAAGCUGAACGUGGCCGAGGUGACGCAGUCGGAGAUCGGGCAGAAGCAGAAGCUGCAGACGGUGCUGGAGGCCGUGCAGGAGCUGCUGCGGCCCCACGGCUGGGCGCUGCCCUGGACGGUGGACGCCAUUCACGGGAAGAACCUGGUGGCCAUCCUGCACCUGCUCGUGUCGCUGGCCAUGCACUUCCGGGCGCCGAUCCGCCUCCCCGAGCAUGUCUCCGUGCAGGUGGUGGUCGUGCGGAAGCGGGAAGGCCUGCUGCAUUCCAGCCACGUCACGGAGGAGCUGACCACGACCACCGAGCAGAUGAUGGGCCGCUUUGAGCGGGACGCCUUCGACACCCUGUUCGACCACGCGCCGGACAAGCUCACCCUGGUGAAGAAGUCUCUCAUUACCUUCGUGAACAAGCACCUGAACAAGCUGAAUUUGGAGGUGACAGAACUGGAGACCCAGUUUGCAGACGGCGUGUACCUGGUUCUGCUCAUGGGCCUGCUGGAGGACUACUUCGUGCCCCUGCACAACUUCUACCUGACCCCAGACAGCUUCGACCAGAAGGUCCACAACGUGUCCUUCGCCUUUGAGCUGAUGCUGGACGGGGGGCUCCAGAAGCCCAAGGCCCGGCCAGAAGACGUGGUGAGCCUGGACCUCAAGUCCACGCUGCGGGUCCUCUACAACCUGUUCAACAAGUACAAGAAUGCAGAGUGACGCGCGGCGACGUUCCUGCGCUCCCCACCAGCCCGCCCUCUCCCUGCUGCCCCCACCCUCCGGGGUUGUUGCCCCGACCUCCUGCCCGUGUCUGUGAGCUGCAGGGCUCUGAGGCCUCGCUUCUGUGGGCUCCCGGCUGAGUCAGCGGCUGUCGGCCUGGAUCAGACGAUGAAAAGGAAAAACGCCGGAACCCAGGCCCCUCAGCCCCGGGAGGGGCGCCCGCGUUCCAUCUGACGGCACAAUUAGGGGUCCCCGGCAGCUCGGCCAUCCUGGCGGGACCUCCCGGGAGCGAGGCCUUCUUAGUAAAGAGCGUUUUGCAGUUUUAAAAACUCCACUCAGGUCCCAGAAGCCUUUGCUGUGGCAGGAAUGUCCCCCCACGUUCCUGCUUCGUGGCCGCUCCGUGUUGUGUUCAUCUCGUGUUCGCACAAACUUCUGAGGCCCAGCGGCCCCGCCGCCCGCCGCCCAGGGAGGGGGACCUGCCCAGGGGACGCCUCUGCUUCUGCUGCCGGUGGGCCGGUGGGAGCGGGGCCGCGGGAUGCAGUUCAGAAACGUCCAAGGCAGGUGUAUCCCUUCGCUCCGGGCGCCGCGCCAGAGCCGCAACUGGGCCGCUCCGACGACAGAGUUUAUUCUCUCAGCCCCGGCCCGGGAGCCCGAGCGCCAGGCGGGCAGCGUCGGUUCCUUCGGAGCCUCCUCCUUGGCCUGCAGACACCUCCUCCCCGGUCCUCCCGGGCGUCCCUGUGUGUGUGUGUGUGUGUGUGUGUGUGUGUGUGUGUGUGUGUCCUGAUCCUUCUUAUAAGGACACUAGUCAUGCUGGGCCACCCCCAGCCACGUGACCUAAUUUCACCGGCAUCACCUCAGGCUGCCUUUUCCGAGGCCCUGGGGGUUAGGGCUCCAGCCCGUGGGUCCUGGGGGCCACGGCAGCCCCUCCUAGGGGGAGCGAGGCUUUCCUCUCGAUCCCCGAGUCUUGGCACUUCCCCUGGGCACCUGCAGGAGAUGCUGCUCACCCCCUUGCCCACCGUGCGGAGGAGAGAGAUGGGGAGGCUCCGCUGGGUGUCUGGUGGCUGUGUGCUGGGGCUCAGCCCCCAAACUCGGCCCCAGCGCCCCAGCUGGGGUUUAUGAUGUGCGUGCGAACCCCGUGGCGGCCCCUGCAAUCAGCCUCCUCCCCCCUUUCUCUUCGAGGUUGGCCUUCCGCAGGGCACAGGCUGUGGAGAACGUGGCUGCUGUUCAGUGGGCUGUCCCUGCUCGGGAUUUGGGAAAGGGGGCAGCAUCCCAUCUCGGCCGGCCGCGUGCAGGCUGGGUGGGCUCAGGGCGUGUUGAUGGAUGGAGGUGCCAGGGUGAAAGGAAUAAGUAAGACGGCAUUAGGUCGUCUCCGGCGGGGUGCAUGGAGUGGCAGGGCGGUACUGGCACGUGGCUGAGCUGGGACAGUCAGUGCCGCCUUCAUUACAGCCCCUGGGGCGGGAGGCCCACCCACCUGGCGUGCUCACCCGUCCCUGGGGCCAUGCGGGGAGGAGGCAGCCUUGGGCGGCCUGCCCGGUGGGCAGCUCUGCGGGUUCCUCGGCCCACGUGGAGGCCGGUGGGAGAGCGAAAGGAACAGUGAGAUGGGGAACGGACUCCCGGGCGAUCGCCUCGCAGCGCUGAGCCCAUGGUUCCCGGGAGGGUGUGAUAUUUCAUCCGAGCUACUUUUCCGAGUUGGUUCAAAGGUUGGGAGUGCCUUACGCACACCUGCUAAGGCCCUCUUCGGCUGCACCAUUUCACUUUUCCUUGUUCCACUUUCCAGUGUGAGUCAAAACUCACAGCGCGGCCUGGACGGGUGCACUGGGGGCCAGCCCCAGGCAGAAGUCGGGUGGUCCUGGCCCGUGUGGCUCGGUUGUUUGGGCAUCAUCCCGUGCACCCAAAGGCCCCAGGUUUGAUUCCCCAUCAGGGUUCAAUCCCCAGUAGGGGGCGUGCAGGAGGCAGCUGAUGGAUGUGUUGUUCUCUCAUUGAUGUUUCUCUCCCUCUCCCUCUCCCUCUCCCUCUCCCUCUCCCU